AUGACACGUAAAGAUUUAAUAAAUUCUUACAAAAUACCAGAUUUAUUUUUUGUUUAUGAAGCUGUUGAUGCUUUUAAUUAUAAAAACUAUUUGUUACAUUUAUUCUCUGUUUGUACCAAUGGAGAAAAAAUAACUAUAAACAUUAUUAUAAAGGAUAUAUUUUUUGAUAUUAAAUUAAAAAGUGAAGAAUUAAUUGAUUCAUAUAUUGAUGAAUUUAAACCAGAUUCAUUCGAAAUUAUUGAAAAACAACCAUUUGAUUCAAAAAAAUAUAAUUUUAUUCGUUUAUAUUUUAAAACCUAUAAAGAACGAAAAGAAGCAUUGCAAAGUCUAAAAGAUAAACUUGAUAAAUUAAAUGAAUUAAAAGAACAUUCGUAUUUAAAAGAAAAAGAAAAAGAAAUUAUACAACAGAUUGAAGAUUAA
Molecule: messenger RNA, 420 nt
Organism: Racocetra fulgida
Lineage: Eukaryota; Fungi; Glomeromycota; Glomeromycetes; Diversisporales; Gigasporaceae
Source: the annotation of a GenBank genome assembly